Molecule: messenger RNA, 3402 nt
Organism: Colletotrichum karsti
Lineage: Eukaryota; Fungi; Ascomycota; Sordariomycetes; Glomerellales; Glomerellaceae
Product: C6 finger domain-containing protein
Exons: 3
Biological process (GO): regulation of DNA-templated transcription
Molecular function (GO): zinc ion binding; DNA-binding transcription factor activity, RNA polymerase II-specific
Source: RefSeq, a predicted model, not a curated record
CUGUACGAGAGAAGCCCGCGCCCGCAAACAACGCCGAUCAAAGCGUCAAUCGACAUCCACCGGUACGCCGUGACGAAACAGCAGUCGCCGACUGCGAAAACGCGACUCUCGAGUCUCGUCGCGCUGAUCGACCGAGACAAGCGAAACGCAUUCCCGAAAUCCAACAUGGCCGAGGCCUUGCUGGGCCUGGCGACCUCGUCCUACGAUGACGCGCCGAGCAGCAGGUUCAGCAUCGCCAAACCCGAAGACAUCCCCGCCCAGCUGCUCCGCGACCUCGAGCUGAAGAAGACGCCCACGCGAUGCGAACACGUCUCCGUGAGCCUCGACGUCCCAAACACCGUCGAAUUUGCGAUCCCCGAAAACGAUGCCGACGCACCGGAAAACAUCGACCCGGCCCUGGGCGGCUUCCGCUCCCAGAUCAUGGACGGCCAGGCGGUCAAAGUCGUGCGCGCAUACGACGUUAUCAUCAGACAACCCCAAGAUGAUCCGGUCAUGCAGAGGGCAGUGGCGAGGCAUAUUGUCGGGCUUUUGUCGACGGUGGACGAGAGUUCGUGGGUGGUCAGAGAGGUGUCGCGGGGCCAGCAUGGCUGGGCUUUCACAUACAUCUGCAAGGACUCGGUCGCCAUGUGGAAUCGUCAGAACGGAAAGACUGCUUCUAAAGGACUCAUAGGAGAGUACAGUCAGAAGGAGCUGGAUCCCGUCAUCUCAGCUCGGCCUGCUUUCGAUUGUCGCGGAACCCUUACCAUUGCGUUCGUCAAGAACUCGCGAACGAUCAACGUCAAAUACGAGCACACCCCGCUUCACAAAUCCGUCGGCGAGAUGAUUGAGCAUUUCCGGCCGCUCCCUCCUGCCCCGCCGCCAGCGCCGCUGAUUCCCGCCGGUGACAAGAAGAAGACACCCAGGAAGAAGAAGGUCGUUGAGCUCAACGAGGAUGGAACCCCGAAGGAGCCGACGCGGAAGCGCAAGUCUGUGGCUCUCAACGAGGACGGCACGCCGAAGGAGCCAAAGCGGAAACGCAAGUCGGCGGCGGUCAAUGAAGGUGGCACCCCCGUGCAGCCAAAGAAGAGGCGGAAGAAGAAGUCUGAAGCGGGUGCCGAGGCGGCUGCUGACGGCGCAGUUGCAGGCGAGGGCAGCCAACAGGCGACCGUGCCGACCAAGGCGGAUGUCGCAGUUCAGAGUGGCAUCCAUUCGCAAGUCAAUCUGAACGUCCCACCUGGAGAAGCAUCUAGGCGACGCGAGGUGGCUAUCAGACUCUUGAGCGACAGUGGCGUGGACCCGGAAACUCUCUCUACCGAACAGUUCAGCAUCUUUGCCAAUCAGUCUCCAGAUCUUCAGAAGGAGUCGCUAGCUAUGCUUGUCAAGUAUGGCGCUGAGAGACUGCGUAUUGUACACCCGGCGGAUGCAGCAGCAGCAGCUUCGUCGUCGACUAGUGCGUCGUCAACCCCGGAGCUGCCACCGUCUCAAACAGAGACUCCUCUCGUUGCGGAUGCAUUUGAGUCUCCGUCGGAGGGGAAGAAGAAGAGGCGAGGUGGAACAUCGAAGCAAGACGACGAAGAGCUCAUCCCGGCUCCUCCGGGCACUCCGCUCCGACUUGUAUCCAGAGGCGGCUGCAUUCGGUGCAGAAUCAACAGGCUCAAGUGCGAUCGCGGCAAGCCUGCCUGCGAAACGUGCGAGGAGGAGGAGCUCGAAUGCCAAUAUCCCCUUGUCAAGGCUGAAGCGAACAAGAGAGCAAGCCGAUUGUCUGCGGCGCAAGUCAUUAGUGAUGACGACGCCGAAGCCGAAGCUGAAGCUGAGCCUGAAUCCGAGCCCGAACCAGAGCCCGCCCCGGAGCCGCAGGAAGAACCUGAUGACAUCGAGACCAUUGACUACACGUCAAAUAUGCCCGUUGCCAACAUGCUCACGCCUGCUGCCGGUACAUCUAACGAGGAUUACUUCAACUCCGGCCCGAGUGAUCUCUCGUACACCCACGCCUCAAAUGACAUCAGCAUGUCUCAUGGUGUCAACUCAUACUCGGAGCCUGCCGCCACUGUGAACUUCACGGACCAUCAUGCAACUACUACAACAUACACCCAGCCCUCGCUCACGCAGACGGCUACCUACACCCAGCCGGCGUCAGUCGAUACGAACUCAUACACACAGCCAGUUGCGGCAGAGACUGCGAGCUAUACGCAGCCGACGACUAAGAGUCCGAAAGCUUCACGAACCUCUACGCGACGAAGCCUGCCCUCUGGAGCUAGAUCUCACACCGAGACCGCUGUUCCCCUGCCGAGCUAUGCCCAGAAUUGGCCCAUGUCGCCACCAAAGGCAACCAACACCGUGUCGCCGACUAUGACCACGAGACAGCCGCGCACACGGACGUCAACGCAGACACCAGUUCAGGUCCCCGCUGCCUCGCAGCAAACCUCAUAUGACACGACGCAGCAGGCCGCCGCCCGAGCUGCCAUUCAGCAGCAACAGCAACACCGGCCGUCUCCAACACCGCAAGUAGCGCAGACAGUCACACCUGCUCAAGUUUCUCCUUUCCAGGCGCCAGUUCAAACAGCUCGGGCUAAGAGCCGAGCUGGACAAAGGGCGUCAACUCGAACUCCAGUGAACACCGAGCCGCGAGCCACACCCACGCAUCACACGGUGCAACCAUCCGCAACGAUGGAUACUUCGACGUACAACGACAGUCACUCGUUGAGCAAUACGUCAAACUACAACACGUAUAACACAAAGUACUCAGGCUCAACCAGCAGCAAUGCUGCGGCAGACACGAGGAUUGCGUACGAGCCAUACACAGCGCAAACGACAUCAGCUACCACCUCCACGUAUCCGUCAUACGAUGACACGUAUGAGAGGACCACAACCCCAGUGCAGAACACGAGCAUCGCGUAUACCCCAACCAAAAACUCCCGUUCUGGACAGUACCAAACCCGCAGCAGUGGGUCAUACAGCAACACUACUGCCCCCGCUGCAUCGUCCUACUCGCAAACACCGACGACUACUCAGCAACAGACUGCUUCUCUGCAGUCGUUUAACAUGCGUGCUUCAGCGACAGCCAAUCACGCUCGCUCGUCGUCGAACAAAUAUCAACAACAACAGUCGCAGCAGCAGCAACCGCAACAGACGCAGCCAUACGGCUCGUACUCGACGCAGAGCCAGCAGCAGGCGGCUGCGCCAGACCAGCACAGCUGGUACGGCUUUGGGUCCAGCGGCGCAUCCUCGACGCCCACUAACACUUCGGGAGGAUACGCGACUAGGAACAGCGCAUCCAACGCGUACGGAAACACUGCCAACGCCAACCAGGCUUAUCAGCAGCAGCAGCAACAGUAUGGCUCGCUCAACAUGCCGGGCCACAACUACGCUGGCGGCGACAACGACAUGUAUGAGCUGCUCAAGCUGCAUAACUCCGGCCGCUAG